Pyrus x bretschneideri (Chinese white pear) is the source of this 3385-nucleotide messenger RNA. RefSeq names its product protein FAM135B. Bases 397 to 2817 code for a protein of 806 amino acids. NCBI's taxonomy places the organism in Eukaryota, Viridiplantae, Streptophyta, Magnoliopsida, Rosales, Rosaceae. The transcript has 15 exons. The record is from RefSeq and is a predicted model, not a curated record.
GGUUAUUGGUUUCCGUCGCCAAGGACAAUAUUGUAAAAGAGCGCAAACAAAAUUAGCGGAUUGCACGUUGGUGAGGUCCCUGAUGUUUUCUUCCCUUCUCUGACUUUUUACUCCGACUUCAAAUGAUGAAUCCCAAAUUCCACGAACCCUAGCUGCCAGCACACAAUCGUCUCAAGAUUGCCAAUUAUCGCAGUCACAAUCGCUCGCUGAUUGAAUUUCCUACUCCCCCACACUGUUACGUUUCGUCGUCGGCAGCACAAUCGGGUCAAUUCCGCCAUGAAAUGGAGCUUCUGAGAUGGUGAUAUUUGAUGAGGAUUAGGCGGGAAGCUGGAGCUGGAGCUGAAAUCGGAAGUGUUUGAGGAUUAGGGAUGCAAAUUUUUUGGAUUAGGGUUACGCAUGUUUCCGCAUUUGGGGUGGUUUGUGGGUCUGAACUAUAAAUCAUCAUCGGCAAAGAGGUUGCCAGAUGCCAAGCCUCCCCCGGCUAAGAUUAAGCCGGUGGCUAUGUUGGACGCUGUUCAAGAGGUUGCUAUUUACAUUCACAGAUUUCACAAUCUCGACCUUUUCCAGCAGGGAUGGUACCAAAUUAAGAUUACAGUGAGAUGGGAGGACAGUGAAUAUACUUCUGUGGGGACUCCAGCAAGAGUUGUGCAAUAUGAAGCUUCUGAUCUGGGUUCUGAUGAUGUAUAUGGAGUAUGGAGGAUUGAUGAUACUGACAACAGCUUCUCAAGUCAGCCGUUUCGAAUCAAAUAUGCCAGGCAGGAUGUCUUUUUAUCAAUCAUGAUAUCGUUCAAUCUAUCUCUUGCUGGACUUGAGGGUAUAUCAUCGUCUCCUAUUAUUUUGAAGUUUGAACUUCUGCAUGCCCCCAUAUUGGGAAAUAGGUCUGACUUGCAGGCUUCUCUAGGUGCUAGCCCUGCUGCUGUCCAUGAAUUUCGAAUUCCUUCUAAAGCUCUUCUGGGUUUGCAUUCAUAUUGCCCCGUUCAUUUUGAUGUAUUCCAUGCAGUACUUGUUGAUGUUAGUGUACACAUCAGUCUACUGAAAGCUGUCUCUUAUACACACCCAUUGAAGGUACCCAGUGAUUCUUCCACUCCUGAAAAUGUUGGUACAGAAGGUGAUUCUGGGUCCAAUCAAGCAUCAACACAGGCAGCUGCUGCAGAUGUGAAUGACAUUAUUCUUGCUAAAUCAUUGUUAAAUGCUCGUGACAUACUGCUUGAAGAACUCCAGAAACUUGGCAAGGCUAUUGACCAAGCUGUUGAUUUGACCGAUUUUAUAUCUAAAAUAGACGACACAAAGUUUGAUUUCCUGCAAGAAAAUUGGGUGACAGCAGAUGACAAAGUUUCAGGACAAGGCAAGCCACAAAAUGGUCUUGAGAAAUUAAAUGGCACAUCGGAGUUUGGAAGUGGUGAGGCCGUACGCCACUUGUCAAGGGGUGCCCUUCAGAAUUCUUUUCAUUCGUUGGGCGAUCAAAUUUUAUAUUUAUGGAACACUUUUUUGAACUUCCACAGGUUUAACAAAACAAAGAUACUGGAAUACUUGCGUGACACGUGGGCGAAGGAUAGAAGAGCUGAGUGGUCAAUAUGGAUGGUUUACUCUAAGGUUGAGAUGCCUCAUCAUUUUCUGAAUAGUAGUGGGGGUGAAGAGUCUUCCCACAAUGGUGGCCAUAAAAGACUUUCACCUAUGUGGAAAUUAACCGAUGAUCCUGCCCAGACUGCUGCUACCCGUGCUGAGCUUCAUCGGCGAAGUAUUGCGCAAAUGAAGAUUAACAAUCGGUCAAUUCAAGACAUGCAUUUAUUUGGAGAUCCAUCAAGAAUUCCUAUUGUCAUUGUGGAACGUGUGUUGAAUGCGCCUAGGCGUACAACUAGUGAAAAUUCGUACUUGAGAAACUUGGACGUGAUUAACUCUCCUGGCUUACUCUCUGGAUCUGGCUCUGACUCCAUAAACAAGAAAUCUGACUUUAUCUCACCAAAGAAAGGCCGUGUUUUAAAGCUUGUCGUCUUUGUGCAUGGCUUUCAGGGGCAUCACUUGGAUUUACGGCUUAUUCGAAAUCAAUGGCUAUUGAUAGAUCCCAAGGUAGAGUUUCUAAUGUCAGAGGCAAAUGAAGACAAAACAUCUGGUGACUUCAGAGAAAUGGGACAAAGGUUGGCCCAGGAAGUAGUUUCUUUCCUCAAGAAGAAAAUGGAUAAAGUUUCGAGAUCCGGAAGCAUAGCUGAUAUUAAGCUUAGCUUUGUGGGACAUUCUAUUGGGAAUGUUAUCAUAAGAACGGCACUAACAGAUAGCAUUAUGGAACCAUUCCUAAGAUACCUGUACAUAUAUCUUUCUAUAUCGGGCCCACACUUGGGGUAUCUAUACUGUUCAAACUCUUUAUUCAGCUCUGGGUUGUGGCUCUUGAAGAAGCUCAAGAACACACAGUGCAUUCAUCAGCUUACCUUCACAGAUGAUCCAGAUCUUCAAAAUACGUUCUUUUACAAGCUGUGUAAGAAGAAGACACUUGAGAAUUUCAAGCACAUAGUCCUGUUAUCUUCACCACAGGACGGUUAUGUUCCCUACCAUUCUGCUAGAAUAGAUAUGUGCCAGGCUGCUUCAUUGGAUUUCUCAAGGAAGGGAAAAGUGUUUCUGGAAAUGCUGAAUGAUUGCUUGGACCAGAUACGGGCUCCUCAGUCUGAGAAUCGAGUGUUCAUGCGUUGUGACAUCAACUUUGAUACCUCAUUGUAUGGAAAGAACUUGAACACCUUCAUAGGAAGGGCUGCUCAUAUUGAGUUUUUGGAGUCCGACAUUUUUGCAAGAUUCAUCAUGUGGUCUUUCCCUGACCUAUUUCGGUAGAGCAGCCGUUGCUGGCAAUGCAGCUUCUUCUCUUGCCCUUCUUUAUGUGGUUAUCUCACUACCUCCACUGGAAAGACCAUGUGAGGAAGACAUCGGCUGUUGUAAAUUUUCAGCUUUAGAACUCAAUGUACGGGUAGAAGUUGUGCCAUUGGCAUCACAUCCUUCUCAUGGUAGCAUCACGUCCUUCGCCACAUUGAGGACGAGCAAAUGAUUGAAGACAUGGGCUGUUGUAAGUUUUCAGCUUUAGAACUCAAUUUACGGGUAGAAGUUGUGCCAUUGGCUCAAUGUGAAGUUUCUAGGAAUGCCAAUAGCCCGUGGAGCAUACUAUCUUAUUAGUAUCCAAGCGAGGCUGCUUGUGAGUUUUAAGAAAAGUAGAGAAAGCUGUAAGCAUUAUGCAUAUUCUAGGCUAAUGAGAUUCUAUAAUUUUGCUUUUGAUCCAGUUCCCGUCAAAGGAUCGUGUAUUUUAAGCAGGCAGUAGCGACCGGGAAUGGAACUUGCAAAAUUUAACUAGUUGUGCAGUAGUAAGAUUAUGUUACAGUUAUUAUCCUUUUGCAGUUUCUCUUGUUCA